AUUGUGCCCAUAUGUAGUAUUGUACUUUUCUUGUAAAUAUGACUAAAUGUUACAUUCUUAUGCAUUUAAUGUAGCAUUAUAUGUCGAUCGAAGCCAAUUCGAUAAACAAGCAAAGCCCGUUUUAUCGAGUCUUAUCUAUAGUGAAUGAGUGAAAGCAAUAAGUUUUUAUUUUAAGCGUCAUGUUAAAGGCGCGAUAAUAUGAUCAUUUAGGCCGAUACAGAAAUAACAUUUAGCCUAAAAUGAUUAAAAUGUCUACAGAUAGUGUUACCACAGACAAAAGGGUCCAUCCUCCGGCUGAGAAUUCGGAGGAUUUAGAGGACGGUGAGAUAGAAACUGAUGAUGAGGACAAUAAUAAACCAGCAGAACCUGUUAAGCCUGUAGAAAUUGUUAAGCCACAAUCCCCAGUUACACUGAAAACUUCAGAAAAUGCCAAAUACAGUGAUAAAAAGCCAUAUUAUAAAGAAAAAUAUAAGAAAUCCAGCAAACACAGCAAAGAAAAAAGAUCUAAGAGUAUCUCUGAAUCAAAUCACUGUGACAUUAAUAAUGAAGAUGACUGGGCAUCUAAUGUUGAAAAAGCUAUUGCAAAUGCAAUAAGGAAAGAAAGUGAUAAUAAUGACACUAAUUCAUGUGAUAAUAAGGAUAAUAAGGAAGGAAGUAAAGAUAGUCGUGGUAGAAAAAGAAGAAAUAAAUCUUCCAAAGGAUCUUCCAAUAAGGAAUCUUCCAGUAAAAGGCCUAAAGUUGAAAAAGUCAAGGAAUCCAGCAUACCUGAUGAAGAUAUUGAUGAAGAUGAACUUCUUGGUAUUAGGGGUGGCAGUCCUAUCAAUAACCUUCCAAACCCUUUGAAAAUUGAAAACUUUUCAGUUGAUACCAUCAACCAGUAUGAUUCUUACUCCAGUGGAGAAAGUCAUGAUUCAGAUGGCUCACGAAGUUUUGAUGAUCGUUCAAAACGUAGGCAGUCAAGAGGAACUUCAAGAAGACAUGAGAGAAAGGGGUUUAAACGGCGUAAUAACUCCAGCAGCAGGGAUUGCCAUCCUCUACAAGAACCAGAUGGAGUCUGUUUAUUUUUUAUGCAAGGAAAAUGUCAAAAGAAUGAUGACUGUCAAUAUUCUCAUGAUGCGGAACCGACUCGUAAAAUGGAAUUGUGUAAAUUCUAUUUGAUGGACUGCUGUGCUAAAAAAGAUAAAUGCCUAUAUUUGCAUUCAGAUUUUCCUUGCAAAUUUUACCAUAUGGGUUUAAAAUGUUUUCAAAAGGAUGAUUGUAAAUUUGCUCAUGGGAAACCUUUGACCAGUGAUUUUAAAAAUAUUCUUUUGAAGCAUAUAGAAACAGCUCCAAAAGAAAUUCUUGGAGAUUUUCCACGUCUCAGUAGAGAAGGUGCUUUGAAUAUGGUUAAUGCAACACAACAGAAACUUAUGGAGCAACAAAAAACCCAUGGGGUUACAAAAUCUCCAAUACCUUCAUUAUUUGAAUUAAAUAUUCCCAAGCCUAAAAGUUUAGAAGUUAAAAGUAGCAGAUCCAGUAAAACAUCUUCGGGUGUCAGAAAAUCCAGGUGGUGUAAUUCUCAACAUUCAUCUGAUCCUAAUGCUAAAUCAUCUUCCAGCUCAUCACAAAACCAUAAUACAAAUCAAAACCAAAAUUAUUUAAAUAUUCAGAAUUUAAAUGGAUUGCUUACAUCCAAACAAAUAAAUGAGUUAUCAUUACUGGGAGUAACUAAAUUAGAUGAACUCAACCAAUUAACAGUGAAGCAAUUGAAUGAUCUAGGAAUUACGAUGAUUCAGAUUAAUGAGAUUCAACUGAAUGCAUUGAAUAUUCAAAAAAUAACAAAUUUGACGGCUUCUAAUUCCAAGGCUGGGAUACCAUUUACAGCUGAAAAUGGUAAAGAUUUAGAUUUGAGAAUACCACCACCACAGCUGAGAAAUGAUAUAGUUUCUUUAGAGACAUGUAAUAAAGAUGUAGACAUGCGAAUGAUGCCAAUAAAAAAUAGUGAUAAAAAUAAUUUGAAUACAGUUGAGAUUAUGCCUGAUUUGGGUGUUAAUAAAAAAGACAAUUCGCAAUACUCCACACAAAAUAAAGUCGACGAGAAGUUUUUAACAGAAAAUAAGAUGCAAGCAGCUCCUGUGAUCGAUUUUUCGCAAUAUCUUAAAGAUUCUAGAUUAAAUUUGGAUAAGGAGGUAAGAAGCAAUGAUAUUGAUGAUCGAAAAAAUGAAGAAGGAAAAGAAAAUGAAAGCAAUACCAAAUUGUUCAAAAAAUCACUUGAGAAUAAAUUAGAUGGUGAUAAUAAAGUGGAUGUGAUGUCUAAACUUACUAAUGAAAUUGACAAACUCUUAGACAGUGUAGUUGAUGAUGAUGAAGCUUUACAAAUUGAUGAAAAUUUGUAUUAUUCUGACGAAGGAGCACAAGAAACUAAUGUUAACUCAAAUGAUGAGGUUAAUCUGGAUAACAGUAAGGAGGAAAGCAAAAACAAUGAGAAGAAAAUAGAAAUAAGUUACCUACCUGAGUUGCCUGCAUCUUACAGUGCUAAUCUUAUAUCUUCUAACUGUGAUAGCAUGGAAAUAAAAUCUCCUGAGAUAGACAAGCAGGAUACUAAUUCAGCACCAGAAGCCCAGUGUGAAUCAGAAGCUGAUACUGACUUUCGGAAGAAUGCUGAUACGGAUCUGCGGCGAACUACUUUUGGUGAUACAGAUUUACGACAUGUGAGGAUGGACACUGACUUAAGAAGAGUUUCUAAAGAUAUAGAUUUAAGGAAAAGUAAAAUAAACAAAGAUGUUGACUUAAGACUCACUUCAUCUCUAGAAAUGCCGUUUAAACCAGUGACCCAAUAUACACCUGCAUCUGAAAUAGAUGGCUCAAUAACUUCCCAUCCUCCUAUUAUUUAUAAAGUGUAUGAAAUUGAAGUUUCUGCUCCUGAUUAUAGUAAUAUCAUUCGAUCUAUUCCGCAAUCUCAAGCUUUAAUAGAUCCACGGUUAAAGAAGAUUUUUAAAUUAUCUUCAGAUUCUCCAAAAACUGUAGAAGAGCCCGCCCCUGAAUCUGUUAAUUCUGCAGAUGCAGCACCAAAAAAACCAAGGGUGGACCCUAGAAAACGUAAAGUGGAAAUUGUAGAAGUGCCAAAUUUAUCACCAAAAGCAUCAGUUUUAGACAUUCAAGUUGUAUUACAAACUUCCGAUUGGUACAAAGAAUUAAGUACAAAUCAAAAAAUUAUGGUUAAUCAACAACUGGCAGCCGUUUCAGGGUUAUUGAAACAGUUCAAUCAAGAUAAAAAUCCUAAUAAAAUUUUUGAUCUCGCUCCCAUCAAAUCAAAUCCUAUUUUAUGCUCAAUUCUCCAUAAUUUAGGUAUUUAUCUAACAGAAAAUGGUCAGUUUGCUUAUAUUAAAGAUAGUGUUGAACUAAAUAGAAAUCCACCAAUGAUAGAAUCCAUUCCACCUCACAUAAAUAUGGGCCCAGUUUCUAUGGGUCCUUGUAUGAACCAGUUGCCCAUGAUGCCUGGAAAUAUGAUGAAUCCUCCGGGUUUUGAUAAUAGAUUUCAACCUGGGGAUCCUAGAGUGGGCAAUGGAUUAUUGGGACCUGCUCCAAAUAUGCCUCUUGAUGGAUAUAAUAUUAAUGGACAAUAUAAUCAUGAUAAUUACAAUCAAAACUUCAUGAAUUAUGGAUUCAAUAAUGAUCUCCCAUGUGAUGAAGAAAAUUAUUACAAUAUGAAUCAUAAUAAUAUGAAUCCUAAUAAUAUGAAUCCUAAUAAUAUGAAUCUUAAUAAUAUGAGAGGUAAUAGAAAUGAUGUUCCCCAUAGCAAUCAUGAACACUGGAACAAUAGGCAUGAUCGAAAUAUUGGCCCUAGAAGAAAUUUUAAUGAUAGAGGGCGAGGUGGCGGUCAUAGACCACGGGAUCGAGGUGGGGGUUCUAGGAAGGAUAAGAUGAAUAGGAAAUAAUUUAAUUUAGGAUAUAAUCUGUAAAUAGAUUUUAAUUUAUAUGGUAAAAACUUAGUUUUGCAGUAUUUUUAUGCAAAAGCAAUAAUAUUUAUGACAGUUUUGAUGACAAUUUAUUUU
Ctenocephalides felis (cat flea) is the source of this 4034-nucleotide messenger RNA. RefSeq names its product protein suppressor of sable-like. Gene Ontology annotation, molecular function: RNA binding; metal ion binding. Gene Ontology annotation, biological process: negative regulation of DNA-templated transcription. The coding region runs from base 240 to 3917 and encodes 1225 amino acids. NCBI's taxonomy places the organism in Eukaryota, Metazoa, Arthropoda, Insecta, Siphonaptera, Pulicidae. The record is from RefSeq and is a predicted model, not a curated record. Gene Ontology annotation, cellular component: nucleus. The transcript is spliced from 14 exons.